Molecule: messenger RNA, 3920 nt
Organism: Trichoderma asperellum CBS 433.97
Lineage: Eukaryota; Fungi; Ascomycota; Sordariomycetes; Hypocreales; Hypocreaceae
Cellular component (GO): nucleus
Molecular function (GO): RNA binding
Source: RefSeq, a predicted model, not a curated record
AUGUCCUACAAGCGAUCUCGGGCGACAUUCGAGGCCGACCUCCAUGCGCCGUAUGCCAUCUUCGGCACCCCUUUGCCAGAGGACGGCGAGCGCGACGAUGGCUCAUAUCUUCCCUUGUGGAAACAGGAGGUGAGAGAUGAAAAGGGCAGGCGGAGAUUACAUGGAGCUUUUACAGGCGGCUGGAGCGCAGGCUAUUUCAACACCGUGGGAUCCAAAGAAGGAUGGACACCGGCCACCUUUGUAUCAAGUCGCUCGAACCGCCGCAAGGAUGAACCUGCCAGCCUCCAACAGCGCGCCGAAGAUUACAUGGACGAAGAGGACCUGGCGGAUGCUGCGGAAGCACAGACACUCAAGACCACCCAGGCAUUUGCCGGGCUGGGAUCGUCCACCCAAGAGGAGCUCCGUGCCGGGGGGCUGAUGGGCCUGUUUAGAGCCGACGGAGAUACAAUGGGCCUGAAGCUGUUGCGGAGAAUGGGCUGGAAAGAUGGCCAGGGUAUUGGUCCCAAAGUUCGACGGGGUGCACGCCUAGACUUGGGCGCAAAGUCUAACUCGACCGAUGGCGAAACUCACCUCUUUGCACCAGACAAUGUCGAGGUAAUGCGAUUCGUCCACAAGACCGAUCACAAAGGUCUGGGACAUAGUGGACAGGAAAAGCUUUCUUUGCUGCGCCACGAAAGCAAAGCUGAUAGUGACGAAGAGGGCGAAGGUCGAGAUGGCGUGUUGUCAAUCUUAUCCCGAGGGGGCACCAAUAAGAAACCCCAGCGAGGCGGCAUUGGCAUUGGCAUCCUCAACGACACUGGAUCUGAUGACGAAGACCCUUACGAGAUUGGUCCCAAGAUCAGGUAUAACCGCGUUGUUGGAGGCGACAAGAAGAAGAAGGGGAAGAAGUCACCAGCUGCAGCGAAUCCAUCUCUGAAAAAAACCCCAGUGUUUAUACCGAAAAUUUCUAGGGUCGGCGGUAACUUACGAAGAUGUCAGGAUGGACGACUUCCUCUCGAUGGGUUUGCCCUAGCCACAAUGGUGGAAGAUUUAACCGCUGCUUUGUCCAAAUAUGCGCCCCCGCCAGUCCCGACUGACUGGAAAUUAUCCAAGUCUACCCCUAAUGCCGAAAGCAAAGCAGAUGCGUAUGUUUCAGCUGCUGAAGCUGCAAAAUCAUCAACUCUCGAUGCGAAAUCUCGAGCCGCUAUCCUUGGUGAAAAGGCCCUCCCUGGGAAAUCUGUUUUUGAUUACAUAUCGGCUGCUUCCAGGGAGAAGAUUGCUGCGGCGUCAGGAAGAGCAGACUUACCCCCUGGCCUAGGCGAAGUGCCAGAAGGAUAUGCACUGUCAGAAGAAGAAAAGCAGACAAUGCUCUGGGACCAAGUUCCUAAACUUGACCGUGAGACGGCAAUCGCAGCAAUUGCACGGGGUUUACGAGGGCCAUACGCAGACAAUGAGGUUAAAAGAGCUCGCUACAAACGGUACCUGGAGCACCAUACGAAUCCUAAACUGUCGCUCCCGGAGAGGACCAGGGGUAUGUCAGAUGACGAUUUCCUUCAGGAAAUGACCGAGUUCUAUAACUGCGCGAGGAUAUUCAAGCCAAUGACUGGUUUCAUGGCAUCGAGAUUCACAACGGCCAAGGCGCCACACAUCAUUGGGGCUGACCCAACACAAGAGAAGGAGUUGAUUUCUAUGCCUGAGCCAAAGACCUUGGACCCGGCAGAAGAGGCUGCUAAGAUGGGAAUGUUUGGAAAUAUGACGAGGUCAGUCGCGGACUUUUACCCUACGCGGCUACUCUGCAAGCGAUUCAAUGUCAAGCCACCUGCGCACUCUCGUCGAGAUGACGAGCCCGAUGCCAGCAAUGCACCUCCGGGUUCAAGUGCGCGACCAUCUUACGGUAGUCCAAUGGAAGAUGUACAGAUGCCCUUGCUAUCUGCGUCUCGGGUCCAGGAUGAACCUCCUGCAGCUGGGGAGACGACUUCAAUGGCAGCAGCAGGAGCAGCAGCCUUACGGGAAACUCCAGCGAUAGAAGGCCUGGUGAACCCUGAACGGAACGAGGCUGUUGAGGGGAAAAGCGCUAAUGCUGAAGUAUUACGAGCAAUCUUUGGCGACAAGUCCUUGGAGUUGACUGAGGCCAAGGUGCAUCACCGCCGCGAGCACGCAGCCACCGCCGCCGCCGCCGCCGCCGAUCCACCACAGCUGGACCUUGAGCUCGAUCGCGACGACAACGACAUCGACGCCGCAGAAGGCAUCCAAGGCGCUGUCCACGAGGCCGAGCAGUCCCCGCCGCCGCAGUAUCCCAUCUCGGAAGCCUCUUCCUCGCGCCCUCCGCCAUUCUCGUCGCUCUUUUCGUCGGUUGAAGACCGUCCCGGUGGUGGCAAGUUCCCUGCCGUUGUCGUCCCCGAAGGAAGCGCCGUUGCCAGAUCAAUCGCCGCGCCCGCCUACGGCUCCGACUUUCGUGGCCCGGAGCUUUCUGAUACCGAUCAGGCUGCUACUUCCGCGCGCGCCUUUCAAGACCCUGUUGCCGAGACCAAGCGUGCGCUCCCUAGAGACACCAAGGGAGAGUCGAGCCGCAAAGACGACGACGCCGAACCACCGCCAGCGUACUCGGAGGGGGAUAGUCCUCUCUUUGCAUUCUCAUUCGUAAUGGCGGCUGCCGGAGGAGCGUCGAGUAUUAUUACUCAGGUGCAGCAGGGCGGUCCACCCGUUAAUGCUAUUGGAGAUGUUGGCGCCGAUGAGACAAUCACGAUGGACCUUAGGGGUACCAGAUUUGUUCUUUCGCGUGACGAACUGCUCACUCUACCUGAAUUUGUGCUGUUAUCUCUGUUUCCCAAUGGCCUCUUCCCGGAAGGCCACAUGAGCGGGUUUCCCGAUAGCGAUGCGGUGCAAGUUGAUUAUGAUCCUGCAUCGUUGCAAUACAUGCUAGACUUCUUCCGAAAUGUUGCUCAAUCGAUCCCCACCGAAUCAUCACCCGGCGCUUCGCAAGAUGGGGAAAUUGUUCCCUUGGAUCCAAUGGGUGCCCGAGAUGAUAGCUCAAAACGAGCUGGCAUCAUUGUGCUGAGGGAGGAUCUUGAUUUCUAUGCAAUCCCGCCCAAGUCAGAUAUCAGCCAGCCCGAUAUGAUCGAGGUCAAGCGGGCUGCGGCACGUGCGUUGCUGAAGCAGGACGGUAUCUUUUCUGGGCUGAAGCGCAGCGAUGAACCAGGAACCACCGAAGCUCAUUUGAUCGAGAUGCUGACGGCAGGUGGUUUCAACCACGACGACCAAUGGGGCCACCGAGCUGGCGAGCCUAACAAGGCCGUCAUCUGCAGUCUGGCACUUGCUCGGCUGCGCAGCGACAUUCGAGGCAACGAAAUGGGCAGCAAUGCUGUCGGCAUGGCGCAGAAGCUGCUCCUCUUCUGGCGGAAACCCGCUCGGCGAUGCUGGUGGGAGGGUAUCGAGCUGGAAAACGUCGAAGGCGUCGAAGGCAAGCUCAAGGUCUGGAUCCGCCGAGUGUGGACGCUGGAGAUGAGCGUGAUUGGACUCCGCUGAGGGUGAGAUCUAAAGAAGAAGCCAUUGUGACAAAGCUAAAAAGAAGCGACUGCCGACUGCUAGCAUUUUCUUUUUUUGUCUUUUUCUUUUUCUUUUCUUUCUACUCUUUUUCUUGUUGAAGGGCGUCAGGGUAUAUAUCAGAUUCGGAUUGGUGUUGAUUCUUGAUUCUCCAGAGUAGAACAGCUGGAUUACAUACAUGUUGCUUUUUUUUUUAUAGUCACCCUUGAAGUUUUUUUUUUUUUUUUAUCCUAUCAUUUUUUUUUUCCUUUGGUGCUUGCUUGUUUGCAGGAGAUAAUGAAUAUUUGUCUUGCUCUUGUUCUUCUGCCCCGUUAUUACUGGCAUGCCUCUUGCACGUUUCACAUCUGCCUGACCUCUCGAAUGAGUUUCUACUUCUCUUGAUGUAUAUAGUGGUCUAC